Erpetoichthys calabaricus (reedfish) is the source of this 2478-nucleotide messenger RNA. RefSeq names its product dynamin 1-like (gene dnm1l). NCBI's taxonomy places the organism in Eukaryota, Metazoa, Chordata, Cladistia, Polypteriformes, Polypteridae. Bases 258 to 2474 code for a protein of 738 amino acids. The transcript is spliced from 20 exons. Gene Ontology annotation, cellular component: mitochondrion; membrane; cytoplasm. Gene Ontology annotation, biological process: mitochondrial fission; mitochondrial fragmentation involved in apoptotic process. Gene Ontology annotation, molecular function: microtubule binding; GTP binding; GTPase activity. The record is from RefSeq and is a predicted model, not a curated record.
UUACAUUCUGCGGAAUAACCCCUUUAGUCAGUUAAUAUGCUUAUGUGCAAAAUUCAAAAAAUAAUCACCAUUGCUCCCUUGUUGAAUGUUAUUGUGGCACACUGUUCAUUCGGAGACAGGAAGUAGUUCUUUUGUAUGCGCGUGUGUAGCUUUCUCCGCGCAGCGGUUAGUGGGAUGGUGGCUGUGUACUAGACAUUUGAAUGACAUUCAGACGCUGUGUUGUCUUUCCUAUUUAGUUUCACCUUGUCAGACGAAAAAUGGAAGCUCUGAUUCCUGUGAUAAAUAAGCUUCAGGACGUGUUUAACACGGUUGGAGCAGACAUUAUUCAGCUGCCGCAGAUUGCUGUUGUUGGAACCCAGAGCAGUGGAAAAAGCUCUGUCCUAGAAAGCUUAGUGGGAAAAGACCUGCUUCCUAGAGGUACAGGGAUUGUUACUCGACGACCCCUCAUAUUGCAGUUAGUUCAUGUUUCCUCUGAAGACCAACAAAAAGCCACAGUGGAAGAAAAUGACUUCAGUACCUGGAAAAAUGGAUGCUUUUACAAAGGUGGUGAUUCAGAAGAAUGGGGGAAAUUUCUACACACAAAAAAUAAGAUCUACAACGACUUUGAUGAAAUCAGACAAGAGAUAGAGAAUGAAACAGAAAGGAUUUCUGGAAAUAAUAAGGGUAUAAGUCCAGAGCCUAUUCACCUGAAAAUCUUUUCACCUCAUGUUGUCAACCUUACACUGGUGGAUCUUCCUGGCAUUACUAAGGUUCCAGUGGGAGACCAGCCAAAAGAUAUUGAAGUCCAGAUCAGAGAUCUAAUCUUGCGAUACAUCAGUAACCCUAACUGCAUCAUUCUUGCUGUAACAGCUGCGAACACCGACAUGGCAACAUCAGAGUCCCUGAAAGUUGCCAGAGAGGUUGACCCUGAUGGAAGAAGAACUUUGGCAGUCAUCACCAAGCUUGACUUAAUGGAUGCAGGCACUGAUGCCAUGGAUGUACUGAUGGGCAGAGUUAUACCAGUUAAGCUUGGAAUCAUUGGUGUGGUUAAUAGGAGUCAGUUGGAUAUUAAUAAUAAGAAAACUGUUGCAGAAGCUAUUCGAGAUGAAUAUGCAUUUUUACAGAAGAAGUAUCCCUCUUUGGCUAACAGAAAUGGAACCAAAUACCUUGCCAAAACUCUAAACAGGUUAUUAAUGCAUCACAUCCGAGACUGCUUACCUGAGUUGAAGACAAGAAUUAAUGUUCUAGCUGCCCAGUAUCAGUCCCUGCUUAGCAGUUAUGGUGAGCCUGUUGAGGAUAAGAGUGCAACAUUGCUGCAGCUUAUUACAAAAUUUGCAACAGAAUACUGCAAUACUAUUGAAGGCACUGCGAAAUACAUUGAGACUUCAGAACUGUGUGGUGGAGCCCGUAUUUGUUACAUAUUUCAUGAAACGUUUGGUCGUACACUGGAGUCUGUAGAUCCUUUGGGUGGCCUCACAACUAUUGAUAUUCUGACAGCUAUCAGAAAUGCUACUGGUCCACGUCCUGCAUUAUUUGUUCCAGAAGUUUCCUUUGAGCUACUAGUAAAGCGUCAAGUUAAGCGAUUGGAGGAACCUAGCUUACGCUGCGUUGAACUUGUUCAUGAGGAGAUGCAACGAAUAAUUCAACACUGCAGCAACUACAGCACUCAGGAGUUGCUGAGGUUCCCAAAACUCCACGAUGCUAUUGUUGAAGUUGUCACUUCUCUACUACGAAAGAGGUUACCAGUUACCAAUGAAAUGGUUCACAAUUUAGUUGCAAUUGAACUUGCGUAUAUUAACACUAAACAUCCAGACUUUGCAGAUGCCUGUGGACUUAUGAACAAUAAUAUAGAGGAACAGAGACGCAACAGAAUGAGAGAUCUUCCACAAGCAGUACCUCGUGAAAAGUCCUUGAAAGCUCCUGAUGGGCUUCCUCGUGCCCCUGUGGAGUCAGCUUCUGCUGCUGAGGUGCAGGGCUUCACCUCAAAGGGUGCUAUUGCUGGAUCACAAGGUGAUAUUGCUCUGGAAGCAAAUGCCAAUGCCACAAAUUGGAGGGGAAUGCUAAAGGCUUCAAAAACAGAGGAUACAUCUUCUGAAGAUAAAAAUAAAGCUGUGCCUUCAGUCCUAGCUAGCCCACAAAAGGGUCAUGCUGUGAAUCUUUUGGAUGUGCCUGUCCCAGUGGCCAGAAAACUCUCCGCCAGAGAGCAGCGUGAUUGUGAGGUUAUUGAGAGACUCAUCAAGUCUUAUUUCCUGAUUGUCAGGAAAAAUAUACAGGACAGCGUUCCAAAGGCUGUGAUGCAUUUUCUUGUCAACCAUGUCAAGGAUAACCUCCAGAGUGAGCUGGUGGGAAAGCUCUACAAGUCUAUGUUACUGAAUGACCUUUUAACUGAAUCUGAAGAUAUGGCUCAGUGCCGUAAUGAGGCAGCCGACAUGUUGAAGGCACUCCAGAGGGCUAGUCAGAUUAUUGCUGAAAUUCGUGAGACACAUCUCUGGUGAUGAA